Molecule: messenger RNA, 2963 nt
Organism: Acanthaster planci (crown-of-thorns starfish)
Lineage: Eukaryota; Metazoa; Echinodermata; Asteroidea; Valvatida; Acanthasteridae
Source: RefSeq, a predicted model, not a curated record
UGUGCGUUCGACACAAGUAAACAGACGAUUGCUGUACAUUGCAUUCCACUUCUUAAACGGUGUGUAAUUUUCAUUCCGCGAGUCUAGCGUCUGGGAUGUACAAAAGCUAGGCCUACUGAAGGGGGCGGUCGUUGCUCAGUAUUCUCAAACAAUUUUGAAUACACCUUAAAACCCACCUGGGCUUAUUCCAAAGGCCGGCAAGUUACUGCAGCUUAACGAAAUCGACGACGGCUGCAUGUAAAUCGGUGGCAGACUGGGAUGAAAGAAACAAAUCUGUUGGCGCCCGUGACUGCUGCUGGAAGUAUGGCUACGGUGAAAGAAGCUAACUUACGGCAAAUUCAUAUCACGAAAUGUGACUCCAAUUCACAGACAAACACUCAUAAUGGGUAUGGAUCAUUUCAUUUCUGUCAACUGCCUCUACACAAAGCCAGCAGUUCGACCGGCCCUUAGCGACGAGUGUGUCGGGUGAAGGUAUCUGUCUCAAACGGCAGCGUCAACUGAUGGAAGAGCAGACGUCUUUAAACACAGAAAACUGACGACCAAACGAUUGAGGACAGAGAACGAGAUGAGUGUGUCCGGGAAUCCACAGGAAUCCUUCGUUACCCUCUCAGUCAGAGUGGCGGACGGCGGUGUGUUGUCCAUCGCGGAGCAACGUCAGGAAAGUGCAACCCAAAUCGGCAGGGUCAAAAGUUGUGAAGUCCAGCCGUUAGACAUAAGGGGAAGCCACCAGGCUAAUCAACGAGCAAGCCGCGGUUUAGGAAGUUCGUGUCGUCGUAGGCCCACCAAGGUCUCGGAGGAAAUGACUCCCUCAGGAGCCGGGCACCAGGCAUACCGCACCGUGCAUUUCGUGCUCGGUGUUGCCAGCGUGUUAAAGGCCAGCCAGCACGCUGACGGGUCGAGUCAGGUGGAGCUCCGACCGCUUGCGUUGGCGGCUGACCCGAGGCUCCCCCCGCUUUACGGGUGUAUCGACGGCAGGGGAGAGCUGCAGCUCUCCAUGGGGGACUACAACCAGAACGUGCUGGGAAGAAUGGCCAGUUUGGUGUCGGCGAUGGGGUUAGAGGAAAAGCCCUGCGAGAUCUCUCAAUCUCCAGCGAAGAAAGUCGUAGUGCUAAACGGAAAGACAUGGCCGACAUUUCCAGUAGCUGUGACGAUUCUCAACGGCGAAGUUCGAACACACAGACCUUCUUUCCUAGAAUCCCAAUUGACAGCCCCAGUAGCACCUACUUCCGUGAGAUUGAAAGCACAGUCCUCGGGACUAGGUCCAUGUGCUCCCCACCGUUCAAAACCGCCUGUACAAAUGCUACCUCUCAAUCACAACCCUGUAAUCAUCAAGCCUAUUACACCCACCAUGGGUGUUCUGACCACGAGAGAACCAAAGCCAGCACAUGCGCGAGUCGCUUCCACUUCCAGGAACAGAUGUGUGCCCGCAACAAGCAGGACCGCUGUCCUGGUGGCAGAAAAUGAAAACAACAGUGCGUCUGUAGGUCAGGUCUCGAACGCUCUGAAUGAAAACUGCACUGGUAUCCCAGAGUUGAAGAGAGCCGAUCACUACGGGUCGAUGGAGUCCGUAUGCAGCAUCGACACACCAAGAGGACGGCUUUACAUUGCAGAGCAGGAGGACAACCCACCGCCGCUUUCACCCCAAGUUCAUGGUCAUAGGGGUCCAGAUAUAGAUGGAAUGGCGGGACCGAUUUCCACACAGGCUCUACCUAAGUCCCUCUGUGAAUGCCACUUGGAAACGGCCAAAAGGAAGUCUGGAGAGUUUGAUGGUGCCAAGUCUGACAGUUGCCAAGAAUCUCGAAAGGCUGACCUGCUGCAGGAUGCCGCGUUCCUCAACGACGCACCUGUAUUAGAUGACACCAGCGAGACUGCUGCGGCACCUGAUGGCCUGGACACCCAAGGAGAUGCUACCUCGUCACUGGACACUGAACCAGACGCGCAAGCGGAAGGUGUCGCAAGCUUCUUGAGCUACCUGCAGGAGAUGAAUAAGCUGAUGGAAUCAGCGCUAGCUGGUGCUCCUGUCGAGACUUCAACUGAUCAAAAGUAAUCGACGGACGGCAGACAUAUAAACAAAAGUGCAACAUUGCACUGGCUUUGAAGCUGUUUGUUAAUUUGAUAAGUGCUUUAUGUGUUGCAUGUACAUGUACUUGCGUGAAUUCAGAUUCAUUUGUAAGCUUCAGCUAUAAAUUCCUUACCACUUACAUCUAUAUGAAUGAUCAAAAAUCCUUUUCUGAUCUUACAAAUACUAAAGGUAUUUAACAACACAGGGUUUAAUGAUAAUAACUAUUUAUUCAUUUUUAAAGCGCAAAUUUCAUGCAGUAAUGUUCAAAUGCACUGUACAAUAACGAUAUAUUAAACGGGUGCCAGCCAAUGGCACACAAGAACGCCUCAGGCAGCCGCUAAAAGACCCACAUUUGCCCACAUCUGUGGAGAAGAGAGAGUAAGAAGCAGUUACAGUUUUAGAGGUGGGAGGAAAACUCCAGGGAAGAAAUUUCUUGGUCAAACCCACGGAAUCAAGUAGGGACUGAAGAAAAAAAUCAGUCCACAUGUGGACCCAGCCGGGAAUCGAACCUGGUCUGCAGUGACAAACCUGACUCCACUUCAGCAAGAGUUUCACAUAGACUAGAAGUUUUCUAUUUGUUUUCCUAUAUCACGUAGUCAUGAAUGUUUUUCCGGAGGCAGGAUUUUUUGGGUUGGGGAAGUGCUAAUCGAUUGCAGACUGAUAAAACCAUAAACGGUGGAAGGGAUCAGUUCGCAGGUAUCUUCCAGCAAUAGUUGAUUUUUAUCUCGUUUGUAUUUUUUCGCUUUCGUUUCGUUCUUUUUCAUUUGCCGGGGAGGAAGCAGUUCAUUGCCCUCCCGCGACACCCAUGCAAGCACGCUGUUUGUGUCAAAAUAUGUAGUUCCACUUUGAGUAUACUGCUAAAGUUCUUUUGGUAUUAAAGUUAGUCAGUAGAUGCACAUUG